AUAUUUCGUUCAAAAUAUGAAUCUCAUUUUUCCUCUCUUCUUCUUCGCCCUUUUGGUUGGAUCAAACGCCCAAUUUCAACAAUUUUGCAAUUACUGUGGAUUCAUUGAAGUUCCAAAGACUUGGCCAGUAGCUCAAGAUUCUCUGAGAAGUGCAUGUGAAACACUUGGAAUGGCAACAACAGCGUGCAAGGGAAUUAUUAAUUCAGCUGACUUGAAUUCAUCAUACGGUAAAAUGUACCCGUAUAUUAUUUAAUUGAAGGAUCUUGCAUGCAGCAAAUAUUGUAAAGAUCGUCGUAUUCGUUAUUAAAUUACGAGAAUAAAUGUUACAGUCGUCUUGAA
Caenorhabditis elegans is the source of this 339-nucleotide messenger RNA. It is a transcript of the gene R09E10.8, whose product is annotated as Saposin B-type domain-containing protein. The transcript is spliced from 2 exons. NCBI's taxonomy places the organism in Eukaryota, Metazoa, Nematoda, Chromadorea, Rhabditida, Rhabditidae. Bases 17 to 253 code for a protein of 78 amino acids. The record is from RefSeq and is marked reviewed.